This is a messenger RNA of Lathyrus oleraceus (garden pea), 1010 nucleotides long. Its product is annotated as glutathione S-transferase T2-like. The record is from RefSeq and is a predicted model, not a curated record. Bases 477 to 1010 code for a protein of 177 amino acids. NCBI's taxonomy places the organism in Eukaryota, Viridiplantae, Streptophyta, Magnoliopsida, Fabales, Fabaceae. The transcript has a single exon.
AGGCCAAAUGGAUCCUAAUCAUUUUCAUUAUCAAAAAGCUUUUUUCAAUUACAUGCAAAUUUAUCAAAAUCCUAAUCCUUAAAAUUCUCAAAUUCCACCGGUGCAAACAAACCCCACCAUAUUUCUUCCGUCACCAAACAAUCCAAAUAUGUAUCCUAUACCUCAAAUGAAUUCUAAUAGUCUCUACUCAAGUUCCACCAUUUUCUACUCAAGUCCUAGCAUUUUCUACUCAAGUUGGUACUGAAAAAGAAGAAAGGAUUGUCGUUAAAAAAAGAUCUCGAGAGCAAUUUACAAGGGAAGGGGAUAUACUACUUAUCCAAUCAUGGCUCAAUAUUUCAAAUGAUUCAAUUGUGGGAGUUGAUCAAAAGGCUGAGAGUUUUUGGUUAAUAAUUGUUGCUAGUUAUAACCAAUAUCGUGGGCAAUUGCGGGAAAAGUUAGGGGGACAGUUAAAAUGUCAAUGACAUAGAAUAAAUGGCAUGGUUCAAAAAUUUGUUGGGUGUUACAAAAUUGCUCUUAAAGGAAAGAAAAAUGGGACAUCCGAGACCGAUGUCAUGGCAGAUGCACAUGCUAUUUUUGCUCAGGAUCAAGGUACAACAUUCAAUCUUGAGUAUGCAUGGCGAUUGUUAAAAGAUGAAGCUAAAUGGCGCAUCGUCGAAGAAUCGAUUGGAAGUUCUGCAAAAAUAACAAAGACUUAUGCUAGUGGGGCAUCAUCGGAGAACCCAAAUACAACUUCAAGUUAUGAGUUUAACUCAUCAUCACCAAUGGAGCGUCCAAUGGGACAAAAAAUAGCAAAAAGGAAGGGUAAGGCAUCAGAAAUUCCAAAUGCAACGCAAGAUGCAAAGAAUAAAAAAGCAAUAACAAUGGACAGACUUGCGCAAGCUAAGGAGGACGAGCUAGAAUUAAGGGUAGUGCAAAUGAUGAUGAAAGACACUUCUACUAUGAACGAUAGUCAACGAGAUAUUCAUGAAAAAUAUUGUAAUAAGAUGAAAAAAAAUAUGGAAUGUAGUUAG